AAAACACUCUAUUACAAAGUAAUUUAAACGAAAGUAUUCAACAAUUUUUCGUAUGAAACUAAAUGCCUACAAACAUUGCAGCACUUUUGGAGAUGACAAGCACAUACACAUAUACCACAGACGGCAAUGGUUUGUCGUAUCUGCCUUAUGACGUAUACAAUUGUGUUUCAUCUCCUACAGACAACUUUUGUAUUGAUGCUGGUUUAUUAGACUACGAUCAACCAGUUGUUCAGAGAACACCAAUUGAUAACUGGGUUAUAACAAACAUUAACCCAAACUCGUACAACAACGGAAUUAACUUUAGUGUUUUGACAUAUCCGUACUUACAUGAUUAUGGCGAGCCAGGUUUCAUUCGCAAAAGAAAUGAACGAGAAAGAAUGAGAGUUCGGAAUGUUAAUGAAGGUUAUGCUCGUCUUAGAGACCAUUUGCCCCUUGAACCAAACGAAAAAAGACUUUCAAAAGUUGAGACACUCCGAGGAGCCAUUAACUACAUUAAGCUUCUUCAAGAUAUUUUAGAAAAAUCUUCAAAAGUUGAUAAAAAAACAAACUUAUACGAAAAGAAACUGAAUGAAGAAACAAAUGACAUUGACGUAGAAAAUUAACUUUCUUUAAAAAGAAAAAUUUUUAUAAAUAUUUUGUAUAACUUGAACGAAAUUUUGAAUUUCGAAUUUUGUAAACAUAAAAAAAAAUUAAAAUAAAAUCAAACUAGA
Messenger RNA from Hydra vulgaris (swiftwater hydra), 710 nucleotides. RefSeq names its product achaete-scute complex protein T3. Gene Ontology annotation, molecular function: protein dimerization activity; DNA-binding transcription factor activity, RNA polymerase II-specific; RNA polymerase II transcription regulatory region sequence-specific DNA binding. The record is from RefSeq and is a predicted model, not a curated record. Lineage: Eukaryota; Metazoa; Cnidaria; Hydrozoa; Anthoathecata; Hydridae. Gene Ontology annotation, biological process: regulation of transcription by RNA polymerase II; developmental process.